CACCCGCCGGGGACUGCGGCCGGCGGGGCGGGGCGCACGGUGCGAGGUGAGGCCCCGCGCGUUGGACGCCAGGGGAGCGCUUUCCUAUGAGUCCCCACCCAGCCACCACCCUGACCUGGCUGCGCGCCGGGAGGACAGACAGCCGGAGCCAGAUAUUCAGCCGCGGGCCGGUGCCCGAAUAGUAGGACUCAACCGGCUCUCAGGCCGGGCCAUGGCGCUCGACUUCCUGGCUGGAUGCGCCGGAGGUGUGGCAGGUGUGCUUGUGGGACACCCUUUUGACACAGUCAAGGUGCGGCUGCAGGUACAGAACACGGAGAAGCCCCAGUACAGAGGGACGCUGCACUGUUUCCAGGCCAUCGUCAAGCAGGAGAGUGUGCCGGGCCUGUAUAAAGGCCUGGGCUCGCCACUAAUGGGGCUCACCUUCAUCAAUGCACUGGUGUUUGGGGUGCAAGGCAACACUCUUCGGGUCCUGGGGCAAGACUCACCUCUCAAUCAGUUCCUAGCUGGUGCGGCAGCAGGCGCCAUUCAGUGUGUCAUCUGUUGCCCCAUGGAACUGGCCAAGACAAGGUUGCAGCUGCAGGAUGUGGGUCCAGCCCGUACCUACAAGGGCUCCCUGGACUGCCUGGUACAGAUUUACCGGCACGAGGGCCUGCGUGGCAUCAACCGAGGCAUGGUGUCCACACUUCUGCGCGAGACACCUAGCUUUGGUGUCUACUUCCUCACCUACGACGUACUGACGCGUGCCAUGGGCUGCGAGCCAGGUGACCGCCUGUUGGUGCCUAAGCUGCUGCUAGCGGGUGGCACAUCAGGCAUCACGUCCUGGCUCUCCACCUAUCCUAUGGACGUGGUUAAGUCACGACUACAAGCUGACGGGCUUCAAGGAGCCCCUCGCUACCGUGGCAUCGUUGACUGCAUGCGGCAGAGCUACCAGGCUGAGGGCUGGCGAGUCUUCACACGGGGCCUGGCCUCCACGCUGCUACGUGCUUUCCCUGUCAACGCUGCUACCUUUGCCACAGUCACUGUGGUGCUCACAUAUACCCGGGGUGAGGAGGCCCAGCCAGACAGUGAGGCACCUCCGGGCACCUCGACCACUCCUACUGGGCCUGCCCUGGCCCAGCCUUCCAGUCUGUGAUGCUGUCAUCUGUCCCACCGACUUUCCCAGGGCCACUUUGUUGAAACUUGACACAGAGAAUGUGGCUCCUCAGCCAGCCAGUCUUCUUGCUCAUUGGCUUGUGAUGCCAGCCAGUCUAUACCCCAGUGGCCUUCUAUUU
This is a messenger RNA of Acomys russatus (golden spiny mouse), 1271 nucleotides long. It is a transcript of the gene Slc25a29, whose product is annotated as solute carrier family 25 member 29. The record is from RefSeq and is a predicted model, not a curated record. Gene Ontology annotation, cellular component: mitochondrion. Gene Ontology annotation, molecular function: high-affinity L-arginine transmembrane transporter activity. Gene Ontology annotation, biological process: mitochondrial L-ornithine transmembrane transport. Lineage: Eukaryota; Metazoa; Chordata; Mammalia; Rodentia; Muridae.